This is a messenger RNA of Sinocyclocheilus grahami, 552 nucleotides long. Its product is annotated as protein YIF1A-like. Gene Ontology annotation, cellular component: endoplasmic reticulum membrane; endoplasmic reticulum-Golgi intermediate compartment; COPII-coated ER to Golgi transport vesicle. Bases 76 to 552 code for a protein of 158 amino acids. The transcript is spliced from 6 exons. The record is from RefSeq and is a predicted model, not a curated record. Lineage: Eukaryota; Metazoa; Chordata; Actinopteri; Cypriniformes; Cyprinidae. Gene Ontology annotation, biological process: endoplasmic reticulum to Golgi vesicle-mediated transport.
CGCAGGCACAUUUCUCAUCAGCCAAUGAGAAGCCAGGCGAGGCGGGUGUAAGAGUGAAGGCGUAUCUCAGAGAAGAUGGAUUUCCAACAGCAUGGAUACCGGGCAACAAAGCCCAGAGCCAGAGCAUCUCCGCCCAUUGGGGGUCCGCUUCUUUUUGAUGACACCAGUUCUGGGCCCCCACCCAUGAACAACCAGAACUACUAUAGUUCAGGAUAUAAUAUGGCUGAUGCAUCGGCAGGAGGUCAAGAUCCUGGAGCGGGCAGCCUCUUUGCUGAUCCAGUGGCCAGUGCUGCCAUGAUGUAUGGCUCAUCACUUGCCAAUCAAGGCAAGGAUAUUGUGAACAAAGAGAUCAACCGAUUCAUGUCGGUGAACAAGCUGAAAUAUUUCUUUGCAGUUGAUACCAAAUAUGUAUUGAAGAAACUGUUGCUUCUCAUGUUCCCAUACACGCAUCAGGACUGGGAAGUACGUUACCACAGAGACACUCCUCUCAUACCACGCCAUGAUGUCAAUGCUCCAGAUCUCUACAUACCCACAAUGGCUUUUAUCACCUAA